AUGGACUCCGUGAAGAUGAUUCCACUCGAAGGCCGCGUCGACGAUCCACUCCGCUAUGGGAUUCACGGUGUGAAGAGUGAUAUCAUCGAGCCUCACCCCCUUGAAUCUGCCCAGCGCACUGCGAAGGCGAGGGAAGAAGAAUUGAAGAAGAAAAUACUGGCGAAUACUUACGGGGCGGCGUUUCCGAUGAAGAUGGAGCUCGACCGCCAGAUUCUCUCCAAAUUCCAAAGGCCUCCUGGAGUCAUACCGUCUUCCUUUGUAGGUUUAGAGGCCUUUUCUGGAAGCCUGGAAAAUUUUGGUUUUGAAGAUUAUCUCAACGAUCCCAGGGAAUCUGAAACAUUUCGCCCGGUUGAUAUGCAUCAUGGAAUGGAAGUUCGGCUUGGGCUGUCAAAAGGACCACCGUGCCCCAGUUUCAUGUGA
Molecule: messenger RNA, 420 nt
Organism: Striga hermonthica
Lineage: Eukaryota; Viridiplantae; Streptophyta; Magnoliopsida; Lamiales; Orobanchaceae
Source: the annotation of a GenBank genome assembly